AUGAACGCUCUCCGCUCUCUGCGACCCGCCGCCCGCGUCGCCUUCCAGCCGUCGACGCUGCCUCGCAUCGCCCGCUGCUACAGCUCCAAGACCUACGAGUUCAUUCAGACUUCGACUCCCAAGCCUGGUGUCGGCCAAGUUACUCUGAACCGCCCCAAGGCCCUCAAUGCCCUGUGCACUCCCCUUAUCGACGAGCUUAACGUAGCUCUCAACGAAUUCAAUGCCUCGGACGAAACCAAAGUCAUUGUCCUGACCGGCUCCGAAAAGGCCUUCGCUGCCGGCGCCGACAUCAAGGAGAUGGCUCCCCUCACCUUUUCCGAAGCCUACACCAAGUCCUUUAUCGAGUCCUGGUCUCUGCUGACCACCCAGAUCAAAAAGCCCAUCAUUGCUGCCAUCUCUGGCCACGCCCUUGGUGGUGGCUGCGAGCUUGCCAUGAUGUGCGAUCUUAUCUACUGCACCGAAAAGGCCAACUUUGGCCAGCCCGAGAUCAAGCUCGGCACGAUUCCCGGUGGUGGCGGAAGCCAGCGCCUCACUCGCGCCAUUGGCAAGGCCAAGGCCAUGGAGCUGAUCCUCUCUGGACGCUCCUUCUCAGGCGUUGAGGCCGAGCGAUGGGGUGUUGCUGCCCGCACGUUCCCUACCUACGAGGCUCUGAUGGAGGAAACACUCAAGCUCGCCGAGACUAUUGCUGGCUACUCCAAGGUCGCCGUCCAGGCUUGCAAGGAAGUCGUCAACAAAAGUCAGGAUCUUCCUCUCCGUGAUGGUGUUGAGUUUGAGCGCCGAGUCUUCCACAGCCUGUUUGGCAGCCAAGAUCAGAAGAUCGGCAUGAAGGCCUUUGCUGAGAAGAAGAAGGCCGAGUGGUCGCACUCUUGA
This is a messenger RNA of Akanthomyces muscarius, 870 nucleotides long. RefSeq lists its product as uncharacterized. Gene Ontology annotation, biological process: fatty acid beta-oxidation. Gene Ontology annotation, cellular component: mitochondrion. Gene Ontology annotation, molecular function: enoyl-CoA hydratase activity. The transcript has 2 exons. Lineage: Eukaryota; Fungi; Ascomycota; Sordariomycetes; Hypocreales; Cordycipitaceae. Bases 1 to 870 code for a protein of 289 amino acids. The record is from RefSeq and is a predicted model, not a curated record.